AUGUCAAAUGUCGAUUUAUCCAGCGACGGCCUCAUCGGCGUCGAUUACGACUCCAGAGGCUAUCUCCAGCAGACAUGGCCUGUGGCGGCCGACCAACACCCCUCCCGGUCAGACGAAGCCCACGACCUGUCGCCUCUACAAACAAGCGGUCACCCCCUGGAACAGUCGGUGGCCCAGGAUCCCAACCUCUUGGUCGACUGGCAAUUUCAACAGCUCCAGGCCCCUCAUCAGCAGCAUCUACCAUAUUCGCCCGAGGGCCAUUCAUCAGCACCGCAGUUUACCGCCGCUAGCUAUGGCAUGGCCAUCCAAUCCUCCCCAGUGGACCUCAUGUCUGGGCCCCACGGACAUAUGAGCACCGGUUUUGUCGACAGUUCCUAUCACCUACCCCUCUCCGCGCCUGUCGACAUGGUGCCAUUCACCUAUCACGACUUCCAGACGGAUCUGAUGGGGUUCCCGAACUCGCUCACAGAUGUCUCAUACGCGGCCCCGCACCCGGUUCUGGAAAGUAGCUCGCCCACAGACACCUACCUUGAAGUCCGUUCCCUAUCGAGCAGUGAUAAUGGCUGGAGCACGGUGGAUCACCGGCGUUCCUUCGACUUUGGUUUCCCCGAGCAAGGCAUAUUCGUCAACCCCACCCAGACGUUGCACGACCGCAGUCUCUCAGAAUCGUCCUACUCGACCUCCUACGGUAGCUUUGUCGACCUUGCCAAUCCGAUCAGCUCUCCCAGCUCUGAGACCAACAUGGAUCUGCCAUACAACAACCCCCAUGGCGUCAGUCUCGCAGGUACCUCGCCAGCCAGCAGUUCCAUUGUACGCCACGAACGCUCUUUACCGGGAUCCCGCUCCCCAUCAGCUGUCAGCCCCAGCACCGCCAUGGUGCGGCCUAUCCCGGUCCCUAUCAAGAAGUCUACCUCGCCAACUCGUUCUUCUGGCUCUCAAUCUUCAGCAUCACCGCCCAGCCGGAAGCCAUCAAGAAAGAGUCCCAUUGCAGCCAAGACGGCAGAGACCAAGGUCCGCAAGCAGUCCCAGACCGGCAAGCCCGACUCUGAGAAGCGGGUUGGUAAGCGAAAGGGCCCUCUCAAGCCUGACCAGCGUAAGCAAGCCAGUGAGAUCCGGAAACUGCGUGCCUGCUUGCGUUGUAAGUUCCUGAAGAAGACUUGUGACAAAGGCGAGCCCUGUGCCGGAUGUCAGCCGUCGCACGCUAGGUUGUGGCAAGUGCCGUGUACCCGCAUCGACAUCAAGGAGAUUGGGUAUUUCAUGAAGGACUGGAAGGCGGACUACGAGCGACACAUCUCGAUGGGCUUCUCCGUUGGCAACAUCAAGGGAUUCUCGGAUCAAGAACGUACCUUGUUCAUCACCCAUGGCUACGGCCAAAUCCUACCUAUCAACGCUCGCGAGGUCUACGUCCGUGACGAGCAGUGCUUUACCAUCGACUGGGUCGAAACAUUGCACCGCGAGCCUACAGAAUAUGAAGUCGAGACCGCCAAACUCUCCGCUGGAAUGGAGGGCAUCUCGCACGCCAUGUUGUCUGACUACCUGGAUCGACAUAUCGACGGCAACGGCACCUUCGAAAAGUUCGUAGACGAUUACUUUGAAGGAACGCCGUUCCUCACCCAAAUGCUCAAGACCGCGUUCCGCUAUUACUACCGCACUAAGCUUCCCGUCAUCCGCAAGGCCUUGAAGCUGAUCAUCGCUUAUAACCUGACCCUUCACGUUACGAUGGUCGAGGGACUGGGCUCCGAGGAUGAUUUCAUGGGCAAGAUCCAAGAACCAGGCUCCAAGUUCCGUGGCAAGACCAUGGCCCCAGUGAUGAUCAACUUCCAGAUCAAGUGUGCGAUGGCGAGCAUGUGGCGUGAACUCCAGAAGGAUGUUCUGGAGGAGCUCUCCUCGCUUUACUCGAGUGUGUACAGUGGUGAUAAGUUGAAGAACUGGCCGACUAUCUUCAUCCUGGCCUCAAUUCUGCUGGCCGUAUGGGAGGAGAUGCAGUUCGAUUGCCAUUAUCGCACACCCGACCAGGCUGCCGUCGACAAGUUUUGCACUGAUAUGGAGACCACCCCCGUCGGUGUCAUUGUCGGUUUGUUCCAGGCAAUCUCCCAGAAGCUGCCCCCCUUUACCGAGUGGGACUCGCAGAAGCACCACCAAUUGCUGUACUCCAACCCGGACGUGUGCAACACCAUGACCGAGGUUCGCCAACAUGUUGAGCAGCACGAGAGCUAUCUGCGUAAUCGCACCGGCACCAAAUUCAACCGCGAUGAUUUUGACUGCCUUUCCAACAAAUUUGUUUCCCGCCUUGUUAUUCGUGCGAACUAG
Messenger RNA from Penicillium waksmanii, 2310 nucleotides. Its product is annotated as Zn(II)2Cys6 transcription factor domain-containing protein. The record is from RefSeq and is a predicted model, not a curated record. Gene Ontology annotation, molecular function: DNA-binding transcription factor activity, RNA polymerase II-specific; zinc ion binding. The transcript is spliced from 2 exons. Gene Ontology annotation, biological process: regulation of DNA-templated transcription. The coding region runs from base 1 to 2310 and encodes 769 amino acids. NCBI's taxonomy places the organism in Eukaryota, Fungi, Ascomycota, Eurotiomycetes, Eurotiales, Aspergillaceae.